CUUUCUCCACCGACCGUUACGUUCCACCGACUGUUAUGAUCCGUUGGGAAAAUCCGUUAUGUAAACAAUGUAAAGACAAAAACACCCUUCUCUAUUCUUCUUCUUCUUCUCUUUUCUUGUUUCUCCUUUGUCGGAAUCUCUUCUUCGCCGGAAUCGCACCUGCCUUCCUUCUCACACAAAAUCUCCAUCCUUAUCCAAAUCAACACACACCAUCAUCACCCUUAUCCAAAUCAAAAAAAUUAAAAAUCUGGGAAAAAAAAAAGUUGACCUCUGCAAACUCUCUCGGCCGUCGCCACCACCACCAAUCUCCGGUAAGUUUAAACUCUCAACUUGCCUUUAUAAUACAAACCUCUGGCUCUUCUCCCUUACAUGGUCAAAAACAUUCCUUCUUUACUCUUUUAAUCUCAAUCUGCGUCCUUUAGAUUUCACAAGCUCUUCUCUUUCUUUCUCUAAUAACUCUCUUUAUAAUCCCUCAUCUCUAUCUUUUCACCUCCAUAUUAAGGCCUUUAUUUUUUGGAAAAAACAUGGAUCAAAAGAGCUCGUCAAUAACACUUCAUCAACAUCUGUAAUUCAAAUCUUUUGGGACCUCUCUCUUGCUAAAUUGAGAUCGAGACCCGAACCUCAUUCUGGGUUUGAAUGGUCAUGUGGAGGGAGCCGGUGAUUUUGGUGCCCUUGAAGGGCUAAGGAGGGCCGAACUCUCGGUACGGCAAGCCAUGAGACCAGGCAUUUCGAGUUCGGCCAACUCGAUCUCGAUACGAUUGAAGUCGACCUGAGACAUAUCCUUGACCUUGCACUCACGGCCGAAGGUGGUUUUCUUGACGAGCAAAGCCAUGGUGAAGAUUGGAUGGCGGGUGCCAUUCCGGCCAAUUAAUGGGUUGGAGGAUUUUGGGGCGGUGGAUGGGAAAGUGUCCUUUGGAAACUUCACGGGUGGGCAACUGUCGUUUGGCCAAACCUCUGGUAACAGCAGCCUUGAGAGAAGCUGGUUUAGAAUCAUCCAAUCUCAUUCUUGGAAUUGAUUUCACUAAAAGCAAUGAAUGGACUGGCAAAGUCUCCUUCAAUAAUCGGAGCCUUCAUUUCAUUGGAGACACCCCUAAUCCAUAUGAAAAAGCAAUCUCUAUAAUUGGAAAGACAAUUGCCCCCUUUGAUGAAGACAACUUGAUCCCUUGUUUCGGCUUUGGUGAUGCUACAACACAUGAUAAUGAAGUGUUUAGUUUUCACACUGAUCAUACUCCUUGCCAUGGUUUUGAAGAAGUAUUAUCCUGCUAUAGAAAGAUAGUUCCAAACUUGCGACUUUCUGGGCCAACUUCUUAUGCUCCGGUGAUUGAAGCUGCAAUCGACAUUGUAGAGAAGAGUGGUGGGCAGUACCAUGUAUUAGUUAUAGUUGCAGAUGGCCAGGUUACAAGGAGCGUCGAUACACAUGCUGGAGAGCUGAGUCCACAAGAACAGAAAACAAUCCAGGCUAUUGUUGAUGCAAGUUCAUAUCCACUCUCUAUUAUUCUUGUUGGAGUUGGGGAUGGACCUUGGGAAGACAUGAAGAAAUUUGAUGACAAAAUCCCAUCACGCGAGUUUGAUAAUUUUCAGUUUGUUAAUUUCACAGCCAUUAUGUCAAAACAAUCAAGUCCUGAAGAGAAAGAAACAGCUUUUGCUCUUGCUGCCCUCAUGGAGAUUCCCUUUCAAUACAGAGCAACCAUUGAAUUCGGUUUACUCAAGCGUAGAACAGGGAGAGCACCGAAGAUAGUUCCUCGCCCUCCUCCAAUUCCUUACAGUCGUCGUCCUCCACCAGAGCAUGUAGUAAGCAACAUUGCAUCAUCACCUGCGAUAGAUGAUCGAACCCAGGCUUGUCCAAUUUGCUUGACUAGUCCAAAGGACUUGGCCUUCGGUUGUGGACACAUGACUUGUAGAGACUGUGGGUCAAGAGUAACAAACUGUCCCAUAUGCCGCCAAAGGAUCAACAACCGUCUGAGGCUGUAUUCUUGAUGGCUGAUCCAAAGGAAGUUCAUGUUUCAAACACAUCGACUACCUGUAUUAUUACGUUUAGGUUUGAGAGAAAACAGUGUGCUUUCAGGUUUUCACAAUUGUGUAUUUUUUUACAUUGUAAAUCUCUGUUUUCCAAGCCUGAUUUGUGCACUUGUAAUAACUAUAUCCGUGUUCUUUCUUUCA
Pistacia vera is the source of this 2160-nucleotide messenger RNA. Its product is annotated as E3 ubiquitin-protein ligase RGLG4. The coding region runs from base 871 to 1977 and encodes 368 amino acids. The transcript has 12 exons. NCBI's taxonomy places the organism in Eukaryota, Viridiplantae, Streptophyta, Magnoliopsida, Sapindales, Anacardiaceae. The record is from RefSeq and is a predicted model, not a curated record.